Electrophorus electricus (electric eel) is the source of this 1994-nucleotide messenger RNA. Its product is annotated as eukaryotic translation initiation factor 2 subunit 2-like. The record is from RefSeq and is a predicted model, not a curated record. Gene Ontology annotation, cellular component: eukaryotic translation initiation factor 2 complex. Lineage: Eukaryota; Metazoa; Chordata; Actinopteri; Gymnotiformes; Gymnotidae. Gene Ontology annotation, molecular function: mRNA binding; translation initiation factor activity; translation initiation factor binding. Gene Ontology annotation, biological process: translational initiation; formation of translation preinitiation complex.
CAUUAAGGGAUCUUUUUGCUGAUGCAAGAAACCCACAGAGUAGUGGUCUUUUCACAACUAGCUGCUUGUUCGAACUAAUACCGUGCAGAAAGAGACUUUUCGAUACAGUGACCAUGUCAGAAGACGAGAUUUUAUUUGACCCUUCCACGACCAAGAAGAAGAAAAAGAAGAAGAAGCCCUUUAUGCUGGAGGAGGAAGGCGAUGGGCUCGGAGAGGAGUCGCAGCAGGCUGAGCCUCGCGAGGCAGAACCCGAGGCCGGAGAGGAGCGUGAGGUGGAGCUGGAGGAGGAUGACAGCAGAAAGAAAGAGGCGACAGAUGACUUGGAUGAUUUAAAUUUCUUUAAUCAGAAGAAAAAGAAAAAGAAACCCAAGAAAGUGUUUGAGAAUGACCUCGAAGAGGGCAUGAAGGAGCUGAAGAUUGAGGCUGAACAGCAUGAAGUGGUAGAAGACGAUGACCUGGAUCUGAUGUUGCCAGCAAAGAAGAAGAAGGCCAAGAAGGUGGAAUUUGUGGAAGAGGGUGAAACACUCGAGAAAGAUGAUGCUCUAGAGGACGAUGAGGGUAAAAAUCUAGAUGGGAUCACAUUCAGCUCUCAGACUGGCCCGGCUUGGGCGGGCUCAGAGAGGGACUACACAUAUGAUGAGCUGCUGAGUCGAGUCUUUAACAUCAUGAGGGAGAAGAAUCCUGACAUGGUGGCUGGCGAGAAGAGGAAAUUUGUAAUGAAGCCACCUCAGGUGGUCCGCGUUGGAACGAAGAAAACGUCCUUCGUCAACUUCACUGACAUUUGCAAGCUGUUGCAUCGUCAGCCAAAGCAUCUUUUGGCUUUCUUAUUGGCUGAGUUAGGAACAAGUGGCUCCAUAGAUGGAAAUAACCAGCUUGUGAUCAAAGGACGAUUCCAACAAAAACAAAUAGAGAACGUCUUGAGAAGAUAUAUCAAGGAAUACGUGACCUGUCACACCUGUCGCUCACCGGACACCAUCCUGCAGAAGGACACGCGCCUCUACUUCCUGCAGUGCGAGACAUGCCACUCACGCUGCUCUGUGGCCAGCAUCAAGACCGGAUUCCAGGCCGUCACGGGCAAGAGGGCGCAGCUCCGUGCCAAAGCCAACUAAUGAGGCAGCCCCUCCUCUCUGUGCCCCGCCUUUUGCCCCCUUCCAUUUCUGAGCAUACCCUGUACUGCCCCCCUAUGGCCCACUAGGCACCACUGCUGGGCAGAGGGAGGGGCCUCUCACAGUAUCGGACUUCCAGUGUGAGCUGUGGUUGAACAUGCUGAGUGGCUUGUUUGUGAAAUAUUAGAAAAGACAAAAACAUUAAUGUACAGUAUAGGCAGGGAGGCUGGCUGGAGGAGUAGCCAACUUAAUGACUCAUACACACAGUGGUCACACUUUGUUGCCCCUUGGUUGCUCUGAGACAGGUCAUUUAUCAAAAAGGGCAGGUGACCAGUGUAUUUCAUACUUAUAUAUGUUGUGUUUCACACCAGUAGAUAUUGUUUUUUGUUUUUUUUUUCCUGAUCUGAGCUUCGUGCAGAAGCGGUAUCCGUAAUGGUGCCGUGUCCUUCCGGACCAGUGGUUUACGUGCUGCCCUCACUGAUUUUUGCUUUUGAAAUGGAACCAUGUUCCACGUUCCACAUACGUUUAGAUCAAGCUUGCUUUUCAACGAGAGAGGGGGGGGUUCCUCCAUGUCGUGUUUUCCAUUUUAGUUUGUUUGGAAUUGGAAUUCGGUUCUGUGCUACAACUGUACCAUAACCCAGUUUUGUGGUCUGUUGCCUGUGAUGCUUUGACCUGUAGCUGUUUUUAUUGCUCGAUUAACCGUAUUUUGUCAAGAGGCGACUUGAACAUUUAGAUCAUAUCAAAAACAAAAUGUGAGAUUGUUUGGAUAUGUAUGCAAUACGGGGCAGCAAAUAUUCCACGGUGUUGAGGCUGAAAGAUGGGUUUCAUUGUUUAAGAUGUGUUUUUUUUGUUUGUUUGUUUUUUUAAUUAAAGGGUAAAAAAAGGGAA